AUGUUAGGGUUAAAGAAUUCAGCCUCAUUCUCAUCAAUUCCUUCUUCUCUCCAUCAUCUACCCUUGUUGCCUUUCCCCACCAGUUCCCUCUCCCUUUUCAAACCUCGAAAACCACGCCCAAUUCCUCCUUUGUUUGCAUCUAACAACAACGACAAUGGGGUUAAAAAGGAAAAAGAGGGCAAAAAGAAAUUACAAGAAGAAUCAUCACAAGAACCCCUUUUUGGUUUGAAUUUCAAUUGGAGUAAACGGCUUCUAGAACCAGAUCCAGAUAAUGUCCUUGCACUUGGAUUAACUGGUCUUCUCACAUGGGCAAGUGUUCAAGUUUUGUGGCAACUUUUAUUUAUCUCUUUUGCUAUUCUUUUUGCUGCCCUUAAAUACUCUUUCAUUGCUGCUCUUCUCAUUUUCAUUCUCAUCGCCCUUCUCUAA
Molecule: messenger RNA, 426 nt
Organism: Cicer arietinum (chickpea)
Lineage: Eukaryota; Viridiplantae; Streptophyta; Magnoliopsida; Fabales; Fabaceae
Source: RefSeq, a predicted model, not a curated record